Belonocnema kinseyi is the source of this 867-nucleotide messenger RNA. RefSeq lists its product as uncharacterized. The record is from RefSeq and is a predicted model, not a curated record. The coding region runs from base 1 to 867 and encodes 288 amino acids. Lineage: Eukaryota; Metazoa; Arthropoda; Insecta; Hymenoptera; Cynipidae. The transcript has a single exon.
AUGGCCGCAAAAUUAAAUUUGACCAGACAAAAAAUCGACAUUCGCCUUGGCGCUGUACAUUUAAUGUCAUCGAGGAUAGAAUAUAUGGCAAGCGCCACCGUGAAAUCGCGUAUUAAUAUUUUCUGUCUAGAUCUUGAUUUUCUGAUAGUAGACGAAAUAAACGCACGUUUGCCUUUAGAAUCAACUAACAGAGCGCAGUUAAAUAUUUCUUCCCAUCUUAAAUUAGCCGACCCCAAAUUUAAUAAACCAGGUAUCGUCGAUGCCAUUAUCGGUGCUGAAUAUUUUCUGCAACUUUUGGCCGUCGGACAAAGAAAAAUUCCUGGACAAACUGCUGUAAUACAAAACACAGCUUUUGGCUGGAUAAUAGCGGGUAAAAUCACUGUAUCACAAUUUUUUAAAUCGACCUCUUGCCAUCUAUUGACAAUGUCGCUAGCAAGUCAAAUAGACACAUUUUGGAAAAUAGAAAGUUGCCCUGAGGAAAAGAUUUUAUCGAACGAAGAAAGCGCAUGCAAAAUUCAUUAUAAAAAGAAUACAUGUUGGAAUCAAGAGAGCAAGAUAUAUAUUGUUAGACUUCCGUUCAAGGAAAAUGUAGACGAUGUAGACGAAUCAUAUGCGACCACAAAAAAGCGAUUCUCUGAACUCGAGAGAGCUUUAGCGAAAAAACCGAAUAUAAAAGCGAAAUAUAUCGAAAAUCUAAAGGCAUUCGAAGAGAUUCAUCACAUGACUGAGUUAAAAAACGUCUCUGUUCGCGAGGGCUAUUAUUUACCUCAUCAUGCAGUGAUUAAAGAGUCCAGUCUGACAACGCAACUUCGCGCAGUCUACGACGGUUCAGCCAAAACGACAACUGGCUUGAUACUCGUAUGGUAG